UGGAGGGACGCGUUCACGACAACGGCUUAUUUUUUUCACCCCAGGGCGUGUCGGUUUACAAUUAACAGCUGCUGCCAUAUACGUGGUGUUGUCAGCAGAUAGAUUAUUGACUGACGUCAAUCAUGUGUUUAGAGCGUGACAACCACAAGUGGUAUAACCCACAACACAACACGCAGCUCCGUGCAAUCCACUGAUGACUAGCUGUAUAAUGUAGGAGAGAGACAAUUCCACAAUUUUCCUGGAUUCCACGCCCAGGUGGUACUCAUCAACUGGUGUUGGCGUUUUACUUCUCCUUCGCCCGGAUGUUAAGUUAUUGAAAAGAUUUGUCAGCUGUGUCGUUUAAGUUUAUUCGUUCAAAAUUGAAUUGCUUGGCUAUCGCGGGGGUUUAUGUAAUCAAUCGUCAAGUUUCUCAUUAUGUCGCAAACACUUGCAGGUAUACCUGCUAAUGACAUUUACCAGGAAUUAGGAGCCCAAACAUCUACGUCCACGAAAUAUUGGAAAACAGUCCUACGUGCUGUGACCGUCACGUUGAAUUAUUAUUACAUAAAUUACAAGAUUUCUGCAGAAGCUUGACGCUCGUCUGGACAAAUGCUCAAUCCAGAUUCCAGUGCCAGCUCUUAAUGGACAACUCGUGCCGGAGAAUCUAGGACAUUCUAUCUCGUUUAGUUUUUUUUUUUUUUUUAUUAUUUUCACAAGUGUCCAACCACUUCAUCCAAUUUCUAUGAUUGGAUCUCCAAAUAGCGUGCUUCUCAUUCCAGAUACUGCAAACCCUAUUCAUUCAGUUGCAUUUGCCAGGGUUUUUAAAUAUUAAAAGAAGACGUAAGCUAUCUACUGAAUUAGCUACCCGUAUAUACGUCAAAACUUUUAUCCACGUCACUGUUUUAAUUCUACAGGUGCACUUUCCACUCGCGUCGUGCUCAUUCAAUCAAAUAAACACAAUUGAAUCACAAACUAGGGCUGUUUCUAAAAAUACGUAGUUUUCCAACCUACUCAACUGUGUCGUCAUCGCAAACUGUUUCUACGUUACCAUGACGAACUCAAAUCUGUUUCUAAUUGCAUUUGAGUAUCUGUGCAUUCUCCGCCGCAUUAUCUGAAAUAGCUAUUGCUCACGAAACACCAUCGAAGAAAAAAGCGUCACAAUAUAAAGCCUAGGGUUGGUCUAUUUUUAGGCUCUAUAGUGGGCAGCAGACUAAGGCAAUCAUUGCAAUGGCUCAUUUGUUAAAUGCUAUACGUGUAGUCCGUCCCACGCUCGGAAGUCGGAACCAAAGAAUCGGUCCCAAAAGAGAAAAUAAAUGAUCCCUAAUCUUUCCUCUUUCCUUCCUCAUUUUUUUCCCCAAAAAAGAAGAAGAUAAGGAAGAAGAUGCACACAAGAUUCAGACGACUAUAAUAUGACGUCUGCGCCGGGCGUCUAUACACUCUACAAGGGCAGAGAGGAGGACGGAACGUGCGCGUGACAACAAAAGCAGAGCCCCUAUAUAUAUUGGACUCCUGACACUGGGAAAUGUUAGUUGCAUUUCUACCUUGCCAUUCGAUUGGCACCCCGUACCCUUUUACACACGUAACCUCUGAUAGCAUUUUUAUGUAGUCUCCUUUUAUCUUUUGUUCAUCGAUUUCCAAUAUCUAAAAGUUGGUUUGAUCUGAGGAAACAAUUAAGAGCCGGGAUAUCGGUUGACCCCCUCCAACAGAUUGAAACAAAAAUGGCGGAUUCGGUUAUCGAACCCGCGGAAAGUAGCAGCGCAAACGUCGCCCCGGUCGAGGACCUGUUGCAAACGGCCUCACUUCAGAAUUGCCAGCGCCUAGUCGUUUUGGGUUCCGCUCGAUCCGGAAAGUCGUCCCUGGUGGCUAGGUUUUUGAAUAACAAAUUUAGCGAUUCCUACACGCCGACCAUCGAGAACUUCUACCGUAAAGUGUACCGCAUUCGAGGCGAAGUUUACCAACUUGACAUUUUGGAUACCAGCGGCAACCAUCCUUUCCCAGCCAUGCAGCGGCUAUCCUUCAUCACAGGCGACCUGUUCCUUUUGGUCUUCAGCGUUGACAGUCGCGAGUCGUUCGAAGAAGUUGCCCGUCUACGAUCGCAGAUCAUCGAAACCAAAUGUCACAUUGGAGGUCGACAAACGACCACUCAGCAAUCGUUUCGUGGAAGCAAAAAGACAAACACGCCCAAUCUUGUCCCCAUGAUCAUUGCCGGAAACAAAUGCGAUCGAGAAAUGAGAACGGUGACGGCGGAUGAGUCGGCCAUAUUGUGUUCUGGUUUCGCUGGCUGCGGAUUUGUCGAGACGUCAGCCAAAAAGAAUUGGAAUAUCGACGAACUGUUCCGCCAACUUUUCCAAUUGGCUGAUCUUCCACCUGAAAUGGCUCCCAACUCUCAUCGAAGACUUUUACCCGCUCAGCUCCUGGGUUCGUCGGGUAGCGUGCCCAUGCCGCCCAUGCUAACGUCGUCGUCGCCAAUGGCGCAGCAGAGUAAGAAGAAGGGCGGAUCACGUCGCUUUCACGGGCUAUCCAUCCGAAGACGAAUGAGCGACGCCUACGGUGUUGUGGCCCUCAACGUUCGACGACCCUCACUCCAUACCGAUCUGAUGAUUAUGAAGAAAAAGACUUCACAGAGGCAACCCAAUACGACCUCGUCAAACGCGCCGUCAGCCAGAUCCCGAUCCCUCAGAUGCGUCAUUCAGUGAGGAAAUUUAAAAAAAUAAAAACGGGAGUGAAUUAAUCAAUCGGAUAGGUGGGAAAUGCAUCGACCGUUCACACACCGAAGAAAAAAUGACACAACAUUCUUCCCCUUAUUUAUUUUUUUGGCAAACAAAUCAUUUUAAAUUUUAUUACGUGUUUUUUGGGUAAUUCUAAAAAAAAAAAAAUCAAUGUCGACACGCUGCUGUACUCAUAUUAUUUAUAUAUCAUAUACAAAGCCGUGAAAAAAUGUGUGUGAUAACUCUGAUGAAAAUGAAGUGCGAUGAUGGGCGAAAUAAAUCAACACAACACGGAUGGAAUUUUUUUUUCCACUAACCACAUGUCUAGUAUAUUCUAAAAUCAAACACGCAUCAUUGCAGAGAGAAACAGAAACACGGGAUCGACAUAUGUUUUAUUGAUUUUUUUUUUUUGUAAUUUUCUGUAAUUUUUGUUGGAUGAUUUUUUUGUUGUUUUCCCUCUUUUAUCUUCUUCCAUCGAAUUUUGUUUCCAAAUUCUUUUUUGUUUUUGAAAAUCCAAUUUUUGUUUUGCAGCCUUUCUCUAUAUAUCAAACUGGACGCUUUCUACUCAAUGACAAAACUUUUGACCACUGAUAAAAGAGAUAUAGUUUAGAAAACAAGGAGUGUGUGGCGUGUAAGGCGACCAGGAUUCAGGUUGAACUAUCUUGUUUUGUUUAAUUUUCCCCUUUUUUGUUUGACAUCUCACGCCCUUCUUCUUCUUAUUUUCGGAUUUUCCAAUGCAAAUCACAUUGACAACACGGCAAAUAUAAUCACCUCUCUCUAAUGUACCGGAGUGUUGUUUCGUGAUCAACUCACGUCAUAUUUUUUUCUUUUUUUUUUUCUCUUUUUAAUAUUUUUUUUGUUUUGUUUUGUUUUCUGGAAAAGAGGGAAGGAAAACCUAUCGACAUUUUUUUCUUUUUGUAACUUUUUAGACAACAACACGACACUAUUUGAUUAAAACCUGAAACCGACUCCGGUAGCCUUUCGAUUGCGUCUCUUGUUAUAGGUCGAGAGAGAGAAAGAGGAGUGAAGAAAACAAGUGGGGAGCAAUUAAAACAUCAACAUCACGAGUGGGGGGAUUUGAGGGGGGGUAAUACACACACGGACACGUGAAAACAUUUCAAAUUGUUAUCUCAUUCAGCAAUUUAGAAAUUCAUCAUCAUGAAAAAUCCAUUUCGAGGGUUUCUCGAGAAGGAAUUGAGAGACAAGAGGGCUCUGUGUUUUUGUUUUGUUUUUUUCCUUUUUCUGACAUCACACACACGCAGACACACAGUCAAGAAAUGGCCAUUCUUUUCUGAUGUAAUUCACAUUUAGUCAACAUGUCUGAUGACUUCACAGUUUAUCAAUCGAUAGGCUGUCCCAGUUUUUUUUGUUUUGUCGUUUGGUUUUAUCGAAAAAUGGCCACAUAAAGCAGUGUAAAUAUAUGAUAAUAAUUAUAAGAUAGGUUAUCAAUCGAAAAAUAAUAAUAAUAAUAAUAAUAACGUGGGGGGGAUAUAACUGCGAAGACGACCAGACCGACGGAACACUAGGUUAUUAUGCUUUUUUUUCUCACCCUUUUCUUUUUAAGACACUUGCCCCAUUUUUGCCCGUUUAUAAUUUUGGGGGGGACUAACACAAACAGAACAUUUUUUGUUUUUCUCUUCUUCAGUCCAGUAACAGUUUUUGUUUAUACCAACGUCAGUUGAAGAGACAAUAAUUGGGAGGGUAGGCGCGGAAAACACACGGAUAUUGAACACUCGGGACAAAAGUGAGUCUAAAAAAAAAUUUACUAAAGCUUUUAUGACCCUACACCCGCGGCACGUAAAUAUAUAGAUAGACUCAUAUAUGAUUCACUGAAUUUUCAGAAAACAAAAUGAAUAUAACGUCACACGCAUAGAAUUAAAAACAGACACAGGCGAUUAGAAUUUUUUUGCAGCAUGUUGUCCUCUUUGAAUCAUCGGAUAUAAUGAGAGAGAGAGAGAGUUAUAUAAAGCAUGUGGCGUGGCGGUGUGUUUAAUACACACACACACACACAUAACACGCACACACACACAGACAGACGAAUAGGUUUUUUUUUAUAAUGAAUCGUGGCUUCGUGGGCGGGAUUGUUCCGUUUUCAUCUGGGGGUGGGAGGAGGUGGGAGAGAAGGUGGUUUACAAAACAGCCAAUAGUCCCUAUAUAACGAUAAUCAUCACUUACUAAUUAAAUCCCCCUAAAGAAAAGAACUAAUUUCUUUCAAAGGACCGUGAAGCAAUGGCGACAAACUCAACUAACAGAUCGACGCCUCAAUAAUAGAAUAAAGAAAAACAAAAAAUUAUUUUGAAAAAAAAAACCUGCAUGAUAAAUCACCAAGGAUCAGUAUAGGGGGGCACACUCAACACGUCUGGAAAUUCAUCAACGCACAUGUUUUUUUUUGGGGUGGUGGGUGAGUUGACGAAAUUCUUUUAUCUUGGCUAAGCAGCGUGCGUAAGUCAAAUCAAGUCAAAACAAACAGAAUCAGGGAAAUUGCUUUUGUUUCCCACUUUAUGACAUUAUAUUCGAGCGAGGCGCUAUAGAUAUCAUCGACGUUUAAAUAGAAAGUGUGUUUUUUUGAAUGGGGAAAGCAACGUCUUUGGAACAUUUUCCCCCUUUCUCAGCCAGAACGAAAAAACAAAAAACCUGAUAGAAAACACACACGAACGUUUCCCUCCCCCCGUUUUGAUGAGCAGAUUAAAUGAAAAAAAAAAAAAAAACAGGAGCUAUUUUUGUUUAGGCUAAACCAGAAAUAUAUCGAGUAGAGGCUACAGAGAGUUACACAGACAAGUCAAGACAAAGAUACGUGACAGAUUUUUUAGAGUGGCAUACAUAGCAUCAUCAAGUACGGGAUGUCCCAUCGAUUCGGAAAAUUGAUUCUUUUGUUUUUUUUUAGUCUUCGUCUGUUUGCUUUUUUAAAAAAGCAAAUACGUUUUUUUUUUUAUUAUUAAAUCCUUUCCUUUUUUCUUCUUCAAAUGAAAUCACUACCGGUAAUCCGAUUCGGAAGAGGGCAACAGAGAAUGUGAUACUCGUGUGCGAUCGGGAGUAGAAGAAAGUA
Messenger RNA from Daphnia pulex (common water flea), 5733 nucleotides. Its product is annotated as GTP-binding protein Rhes-like. The record is from RefSeq and is a predicted model, not a curated record. Lineage: Eukaryota; Metazoa; Arthropoda; Branchiopoda; Diplostraca; Daphniidae. Gene Ontology annotation, molecular function: GTP binding; GTPase activity. The coding region runs from base 1698 to 2675 and encodes 325 amino acids. The transcript has 8 exons.